AUGAAACUUGCUUUGUCUUUGAUCUCUUUCCUUGCCGUCGCUGUUGAGGGCAGCGGGUAUUCUCGCAUGGUUCUCAAGUACGACCAUGGCGUUCACCUCGAAGAUGUGGCUGCGGCUGUGGACGUCGCUGGGGUUCACGUCGAGCGGCAGCUGGCUUGUACUCGAGGCCUCCUUAUCUCGGUCGACGAACAAGGGCUCGAAGCUCUUCAAGACUUUGGUGGGAUCACGGUGGUUCCUGAAGAUGAUAGCCAUCCUGUUGUUCGUCGCUUGCAGGGUGUCAACACGCCUCAAGGCAACGGAGAGUGUGACUACGCGCAGACUUGCGCUAACUUGCGUACAGUCGCUGAGUUGACGGUCGACAACGUCAACGAUAUCAAAAACGAAAUCCGCAGCGAACUCGAAAACGGUGACCUUAGCUUUGAUGGAUCCCUUGGUGACAAUGCCGGUGCCGUGAUGCGUCUUUUGUUUCACGAUGCCGCCUCCUUUGACAAGAAUGAUGCUGCGAACCUCUCCGGUCUGAAUGGAUGUGUCAAUCGGGGCAACUCUGGGAACGCCGGUCUUGGAAAUGUCCAAGCUUGGCUCGUGGGUUUACAGGAAUUCCUUCUCUCGGACUACACUAUCAACAUCGUAAGUAAUGUGGAUGAUACUCGUGUGUGUGUAAACGCUGGUUGGCCGUCUUACUAA
Molecule: messenger RNA, 684 nt
Organism: Seminavis robusta
Lineage: Eukaryota; Bacillariophyta; Bacillariophyceae; Naviculales; Naviculaceae
Source: the annotation of a GenBank genome assembly